Molecule: messenger RNA, 5085 nt
Organism: Exophiala bonariae
Lineage: Eukaryota; Fungi; Ascomycota; Eurotiomycetes; Chaetothyriales; Herpotrichiellaceae
Exons: 3
Coding region: 1-5085 (1694 amino acids)
Biological process (GO): protein ubiquitination
Molecular function (GO): ubiquitin-protein transferase activity
Source: RefSeq, a predicted model, not a curated record
AUGGCGCCUUACAAGGUGGCCCUCAUCCCUCCCAAGGGUGACAGACUGGACAUGGUUCUUCCAUUUGACGGCACUGGCACAUUCCAAGACCUUACCAAGGCUGUCCUCAAUCGAGGGGCCAAAUAUCGCUCUUUACCUUCCACAAUCCGUCAGGAGCAUCUCAAAUUGUGCCUUGGUUCUGAGGACGGCUUCUUGAUCGAGUCUGAAGACACCGUUCAGGACAUCCUCACUCCGAGUGAGGUACUGUUUAUCAUCUUUCAAGAUGCAUCCUCCUCCUCGGCUCCACGUGACUCCAACGAGAACCCCCCAGCCCUCGAACCCACACAACCAUCACUCCAGAUCCAAAUUGUCACGCCAAACUCAGCACAGCGCAAUUACGAUCAUCCAAUAUUGCUGCAAGACGGACGUCAAUACGCUGCUACCACGACACUCAAUCAAAUAAAGACUGAUAUCGCACACCAACUUCACCUCCCCUAUUUACCUAUCCAGGAAGAUAGUCAGCAUCAGGCAUGCAAUUGCAAAUUGGCAGAGUUGCUAGUCAAGAGAGGUGUAUGGGAAAAGCUUGUCUGCAUCGGACAUGCUCCUGGUGCUUGCUCAUAUGUCGAUCAUCCACAAGUACACGUCGGCCAAUGCUGUGCACGAUGUUCUCAGCCCCUGACCAAGCCAGUGGUCCACACAGCUGACCCUGGGGAUUGCGAAGCAUCUAUAUUGAUCCGUACUGAUCUACCUUGUGGUCAUGCCGUCCAUUCAAAAUGCUCCACUGGAAUUGAAUACGAGUGCCCCGAUUCCUGCUAUUCUCUGGCAUCGUUUGCUGCUUCAUCAACAUUCACUGUUAUAUCAGGUAUUGGACAAGUUGAACAACUUCGCUCGGAAAACCCUACACAUGCAUCUCUGAUGACCGCCAUAUCCGAGCGAUAUGGGCCAACGUUCACUCAGGACAAAGCGAUACAUUCCAAAGGUGGUAGGCUCGUGGACAGCGACAUUUACGACAGACUACCCGUCAUGGCUAUCUGUGCCUCCAAACGCCAUAGUUCUAUGCAUCUCAGCAAGAGCCUCGCUUUCAAUAACAGCCUCCCCACCCAGAUCCACCUCGAUCUUCACACUAUCGAGGGGCCCAUAACUACCCUGAACAUGGAGUUGACACUCCUGGAUGCCAAUCUGGUUGACUUGGCCGUCAAGGGCGUCCUCACUCUCUACGCUGUGGAGCGAAAGUCGUCGGGAGAGGACAAAGUUUCAAAGGGCAAAGACGGCAUGUUCACCGCUGCAUCACACUGGCAGAUGCCACGAGCUCAAUCGGAGCGGGCUAUGGCAGCUCUCUUGUCAUCACUUCGUGUCUUCACUCAUACCAUUGGCACAGAUGAAUAUGAUGACGUCCGCCAGAACUCAAUACUUCGGAUUGUACAUCUCCUGACGAAGUUCCCUCCUACUGUUCGUGCCGCGCAUGUCUUGAUGGAUGGAAAGACACUACAGCCAAAUGAGAGCGCUGCCUUAGCUCAGAGUCUUGGAGCGGUGGCUGAAGAGUUGAUACCCAUGACUCUCAUCGCCAAUGAUAUGACACGGAGCUUGGAAGGUGCCAGACUCGUUCUCGGUCUAAUACUCCAUCGCGCUGGCGUCAACCAGAACAAACAACUCGAGGCGGCCAAUUCUCACGGAACAAAUGAUAAAUUGCCCUACAUUACCGCUUAUCGUACUAUCGACUUGAGAGACAUCAAGACAUUGGAGCCCAUUACCGAGCCAGUGUUGACGAACAUGGGUUUGGUCAACAGAAGUGUGUUCAACGUCUUUUCCUCCUCAGGCAUCUUCAAAGAUAGCCCUGCUUGUGAUCUCACCCAGCAGAAUGACGAUGACAAUCAGCGACUCCGUGUUGCUCUGCUCUAUGGAGGUACAACUCCGGAGGCUUCCUUCUAUGAGGCCAAUGCCCUUGGUGAAGCCCUCCAUCACCACAUCGACUCUGAUACUCGCCUCGAUUUGAAAUCCUAUUCAAUGGAUAUCCAAUAUCUCGCAUCCAUGUGUGAAGAGACAAAACUUGUCGUUGUUGCCCCACGACAGCUAUCGGGUGCAAAGUAUCCAAGCCUAACCAUGGAUCGGUAUGGAAAAAUGGCGGUGUACACCGGUCGAGCCGCGUGCGCAGCACCAGGCCAAGAUCAUUCAGUCUUCCAUCCUUUGACAGGGCUUGAGGAGACGGUGGACGUCAACAUCGUUGCUCAAAAGCUAGAGCCUAUCGUCAGAGCUCGUGAGGCAGAUGGCACCAACGUCUUUGACUUGUUUAGUGCCACAUUCCGCCGUAAGGAUGCUCUUCCCACUGAACUUGUUGUCUUCUGCGUGGACUGCAGCUACAGCAUGAAAGAUUCCUCAGAUUUCGCGGACCUCGAUGAUGAUACCUCGUCACCAGGCCCAUCGGAGUCAAGCAUCGAACCUGACGCCGAUCUACUAAUCGAGGAUGACGAUGACACUCCUAUCACUCUGGAUGAGAUCAAGACUUGGUUGAAGAGUCACGAAUCAUACGAAGAUAUUCUUGAAAUUAUCCAUCUUGGAGUUCCUCGUCGGCCUCUUGCAUCUGCAGCAGAAGUCCUUUCGUUUCUGCGAACUUUGACUGGCCGACACCUUGCACAUCUUUCUCAAAAACAGAGAGGCAUCUCGCGUUGGGCAACCCAAUCCUACUCGCGGAGAAGAGAUUCAUCAAGAGAGUUGAAUACAGUGAGGAAGAUUUACACUGGACUGAGCGUGCAUGAGAAAUCUCUUUCACACUUCUUAGCUUUCAUGGCCACAAGUCCCACAUUUCAAACAAAGGACUUUGAAUGGAAAUAUGGUGACGAUAUCCCAAAGAUCACCAACAAAGACAGCAUGAACACCGUUGAUCUUGAGGAAUUUUACACCAUUCCUGAAGAGUAUUUGUGUUCCAUCAGUCAUCAAGUGUUUGAGGACCCAGUAAUCACUGUUGACGGGUUCAACUUUGACCGCAAGGCGAUAGAAAGAUGGUAUCGUAUUCGAAGCACCUCUCCUUUGACAGGCCUGGCAAUCUCAGAUACGACCUUGAGACGGAACGAGCUAUUGGCCAAUCAGAUCAAGGCAUGGGUGAGAGCAGAUGAUGUUGUUCAAUCACUGCCCUCGACACCGAAACGCACUCGACUCAGCAUCCGCCAAGCCAAGACAGUUAUUGAAUUUGUUGCCCCAUCAGUCAGGUUUACUAGAGAUGUGCCCGGAAGUGCGACCCUCCUAGACCUGUACAAGAUUGCAUUUCGAGGCAUGCGUGGGGUUCAUGCCUCGUUCGCUUUGUAUUUCGGCAGUAUUCAUCUGGUGUGCUGUGAAGAGGCCAUGACCACCAAGGGUAUAGCAGGAUAUCAAACCAUCACAAUCGUUCCCAACCACGCCCCUCAAGACACGGCGGCGGGCAACACGGCUGAGGAGGACUCUACAUUGAUCAAAGUUUACAAGAGUCAUGACCCAACAAACAUGCUCUUUAGCUACUGGACCCCAACCCAUGCGCAGCUGACGGUCGGAUCAAUUGUUUUUCGCCAGUGGCGCUAUGCUCUGAAAUCGGGAUUCCAGUCAUGGGGACACGACAAGGCUGUUUGGUCUGAUCUCAAAGAUGCGGGCGAUGGAACCUGCUAUGGAUCAACUAAUUCUAAUUGGUCAAGCUUGUCAAAAGUUGUGACAGGCGUGCCCCGAGUCACCAUCAAGGACAAUGAACUCUUAUAUGAGCGUUUGAAAGAUCUGGUGAAAAAAGGCCACGCUGGUUCCUCGAUUGACCUGACCACCGAGAGAAGCGUGAGCACUGGCGACAAUGACAGAUACGGACCCCACCGCGUGUUGAAGGUCCGUCUCUAUGAUUAUGUUGACCCCAAGUCCAACGAAAAGGCCAAAGCUCUUAAGCAGAGAACUUUGACCAGGAUGUCAGUUACCAAGCAGGUCUUCAGUGCGUUGAUCAAUCGACUUGUCGCGUACAAUUUUGCUACCAACGUUGGCUUGGUGACUUUUGGCACAACCGCUCGAAUUACACAAAAUCUGACCGAUGUCAUAGAGAAUUUCAGACAGGCACUGGAGAAGAUGACCCCGGAGGGCGACACAUCGCUAUGGGAUGCUCUUGCACUUGGCGCUGACCAUCUGGUAGAGAUCGCAAAGAAAUAUCCCAAUGUCAAGAAGAGAAUCAUUGUAUUGAGCGACGGGGACGAUACUUGUUCGACCAGACAGGUCAACGAUGUGGCACGAAUGUUGAUUUACCUCUCAGGGGGCUAUAAGUUCGUACCAAAGACAAUCGAGGACGCUUGUUCGCUCUGCGAGCUGGAGCCCGUCCUAUCCAUCUUCGAACGACCACCUGUGCAUCGGCAACCAUUGAACUCUGCCAUCAGCGUCUCGCGACUCAGAUACCGAGCCACUCCUGAUCUCGUGACACGAGACCAAUUCCCUGCACGAAGAACACACCACAAUUUGCACGAUUCAUUUGUUCAGAUAGGAAAAAUCGAGAAAAUCGCAAGUCAGCGACUCUCACAAUCUUCCACGGUCCCAACGACAUCCAUUCGUUCGCGGAGAUUGCUGCUGGAGAUUCGCGACAUCGCUGCUCAUGCACACCCUUCUUACGAUGUCUACGUCUCAGAAACCAACAUGGGUUUUUGGAAAAUCGUUCUUCAAGGUCCCAGUGGAUCGGCCUACGCAUCUGGUUGCUUCGUUCUGUAUCUCGACAUGGGAGACGAUUACCCCCGUCGAGCCCCACAGGGCCGCUUUGUGACUCCGGUAUUCCAUCCAAAUGUGAACAGACAUGGAAGAAUUUGCCACUCCAUCUUUGAUCGCAACUGGACUGUUGACACAACCAACAAGCAGAUCCUCGACACCGUCUUUGGUCUACUCCUGGUCCCCGAAUUUAGCGACCCCAUCAACACCGUAGUUACCCUAAACUACUACUGGGACGAAGUGGCUUUCAAGGACGAGGUCGAGAAACACAUCCGCAAGCAUGCGAACAAAUCUAGACUGGUCGUCGGCGCCGAGAUUUCGCGAAAUAGUGCUGGUACCAGCAGCUCUGCUGUAGGAAAUGCUGCAGGCGCUGCAUGGGGCUCAGGUGUUGACCACGAGUCAUUCGGUUCGGGUUAG